This is a messenger RNA of Lethenteron reissneri (Far Eastern brook lamprey), 4452 nucleotides long. RefSeq names its product cell adhesion molecule DSCAML1-like. Lineage: Eukaryota; Metazoa; Chordata; Hyperoartia; Petromyzontiformes; Petromyzontidae. Gene Ontology annotation, cellular component: membrane. The record is from RefSeq and is a predicted model, not a curated record.
UGGGCUGUCAGAGUGUAGCACCACCCACUGUGCUAUGAAACUCACGCAGAGGUGACAGCCACACUCACACACUCUACACACUCAGAGGUGCCACUCAACGCGUGCAUCGAAUCAUCAUCGUUCACCCCACGGAGCUGUGACUUGCCUAACAACGAAUUCCUGUCCUCCAUUCGUAAAGAAAUGGCCGUGAAUUCUCGACUCGGAACAACAACAACAUUACCAAUAUUCCUACUAGCCUUAAUUGGAACGGUGGUCGCUGACAGCGUGCGGGUUGGGAAUGGCUCGGAGUCCGGAGCGCAGCGCCAAGGAAGUACACCACGUGAAUUUAUGGUCGUCACCCCAGAGAAAGUGAACGCCGUAGCAGGCAGCAAGAUUUUCCUGCCCUGCUCCUACACCUGUACAAUCAGCGGCGUUACCCACACGCUGGUGGAGUGGUUCAGGAUGAUAGAUGGACGUGAAGAGAGGCUUUAUCAACACCCCAAUGGAGAUAGACAAUGGCCUUUACACGCCACCUGGAUGGGUGAUGUGUUCAAGUGCGACGCCUCCAUCACCGCGAGUGACAUCAAGACCCACGACUCUGGGCCAUAUCGCUGUGAGGUCACGGUGUAUCCACAAAACAAGCACGACAUUGGGUAUCUACAGCUGAAUGUCAACAGUCCAUCAGAACUCGUGGUUGUGACCCCAGAUAAAAUGGACGCCAUGGCAGGCAGUACAUUAAUCCUGCCCUGCUCCUACACCUGCACAAUCAGCGGCGUUACCACCAAGCUGGUGGAGUGGUUCAGGAUCAUAGACGGACGUGAAGACAGGAUUUAUCAAUUCUCCGAGGGAGAGAACAGACACUGGCCUUUACAGGCCACGUGGGUGGGUGAUGUGUCCAAGUGUGACGCGUCCAUCACCGUCAGUGACAUCCAGACCCACGACUCUGGGCGAUAUCGCUGUGAGGUCUCGGUUUAUUCCCUAACUGUGCAAUACCACAUUGGGUAUCUACAGCUGACUGUCCUCCCACGAACAGACCUGGUCGUUGUCACCCCGGAUGCAAAGGACGCCACAGUAGGCAGCAUGGCUCUCCUGCCCUGCUCUUACACCUGCACCAUCACGGGUAUUAGACACACGCUGGUGGAGUGGUUUAGGACCAUAGGCGGACACGAUGAGAAGGUGUAUAAGAUCAUACACAGAAAGAGGAGCCUCAGGCCGUUGCAGGUGACGUGGAUGGGAAAUGAUUCCACCUGUGACGCCUCCAUCACCAUCAGCAACAUCCAGACCCACGACGCUGGACGAUAUCGCUGUGAGGUCACGAUGUAUCGAUAUGACAAGCCAAGCAUGCAAGACAUCGGUUAUCUGCAGCUAAACGUUCACAAUGAACCAGAAUCGACAAACGCAACACCCACACCAAGUCCAGCUCCAGCUCCAUCAACUGUAGCUGGCAUCGCCCUUGGAGUCAUUGCUGCUCUGGUUGUUGCUGCUGGAGUUAUUUUUUACUGCAGGAGGAGGUUGAGACUAUGUCAUCCAAGAGAACCAGAAGCCCCGCCUCACGAAAUGGAGUCAAUGAACACAGUUGGAUAAGAUGCAGGAGCAAGAUGAGAACCGACAGAUGCAACACCCAAGCCAAGUCCAACUCCAGCUCACCUGUAGUUUGGAUCGUCCUUGGAGAGUCAUUGCUGCUCUGGGUGCUGUUGCUGGAGUUGUUUUUUUUUACUGCUGGAAGAAUAUCUACAAGUUGAUUCCUCAUACUGUGAUUUAACGCCGAUAGGUGAAUUAUAUUCUGUGAAAAAAAGUGUAUUUUUACAUUCAAGUACAGCAAACUCUUCGCUCUCGCGGGUUUAGCUAUCGCGGUUUUGCCGUUUCGUGCCAAGUCUAUUGAGCUACAGAGUUCGCCUAUCUUACCGCUGUGGCUGGACCAUUCGCGGUUGAUCACGAGAUUUCUGUACGCGUCAUAACUAUACUGCUCGCGAUGAUGCUGCUACUGCCGUGGAAGAACACACGCGGUGCCAUCUUAUCUCCGUUUUAUCUCCAUCUUUUCUCUGUCUUGUUUCCAUCUUGUCUCUGUCUUGUUUCCAUCAAAUCUCUUUCAUAUCUUACUCUUAGUUCUUUCGGUAAAGUCACAUAGGUAAAAAAUGAAAUAAAAAUUAAUAAAAAUAAAUCAAUAAAAAUCACGACGUUUCGGAGGCAACACAAGCCUCCGUCUUCAGGUGAAACCGUCACAGCAAAAUAUCUGUACCUUAUAAUGUGGUUACGGGGGGAGGAGCCAGGAAGUGCAGCGGGGGAGGAGGAGUUGUGAAGUGGUCAAUUACUGCUUUUGUUAUACUACUGGGUGGGUAAAUGAAUUAGAUACGAUUAAGCCGCUCACUCUUUCAUAUCUCCCAUCUCUCUGUCUUGUCUCCGCCUUGUUUCCAUCUUGUCUCCGUCUUGUCUCCAUCUUGUCUCCCGUCUCUUCUCUCAAGCGGCCCAUUGCGGGUCCCGGGUCACGUGGUGUUUCCAGCCUCGAGUGAGAAGGCAGUGACGUUCAGCCGCCCGCCAUUUUGUCUUCUAUCGCCCGCCAUUUUGUCUUCUAUCGCCCGCCAUUUUGUAUUCUAUCGCCCGCCAUCUUGUCUUCUAUCGCGCGUUCGUAACUGUGAACCAAACCCCAUUAUCCCCAUUUGCCUUCGAGUUUGGGGGAGGCAAAAUUUCCGAUUGCGGCUUUUUACCAAGAACGUAACCCCGGCGAUGGGCAAGAGUUUGCUGUAUAUACUACAUGCUAAAUCAAUGCACUUGUAUUCUAUUGUUGUAAGGCAUAAUGCACUUUAUAUACAUUUUGUAUGCACUAAUUUAGUAUAUAUUGAAUUUGAUUCGAAGAUUAUAUGUAUUGCUCGCCGAAUUAUUGAUCUCUUCCAUGAUUAUUGCAAUUAGAGGCCAUGUACGAGUAUAUAUUCAAAAUCAUAACGAUUGAGUGUUACACUGGAAAAAAUCUUGAUAAUCCACAUGCCUCAGUAGAUUUUUUUCCGCAAAACCCAACAACGUAGAUUCCAAAGCAAACACAACGAUGCUGAGUUGUUUUGGGGUUAAUGGAAAGAAUGUUCACAUAGAGCCCAUAAACAAGCACGGGCCAUUAUGAUGGCAACAAUUACAACUGACCUCUAUUGGCAGGAAAUGCAGGCAUACCACUUAGAGCAACUCUGUUGACCAAGAACGCAUCUUGAGCGCUAUACGAGGUAUGCCUGUAUACAGCAGUCCCUAAGGUUAACGUUUGCCUCCCAUAGGACCCCAUGGUUUCGACUAAUGUUAACAUUGUGAUUAACGGUACGGUUAUGUUACGCAUGCAAGGCGCCAAUUUAGGACAAUCUGAGUGCUCUUAAGUGGACAGAGCCAUAGCCUCAGCCAAUCAGCGACGUGCAUUGAUGAGCGUUUAGACCUCGACUGGCUUUGUUUACAUUAUCACGUUUGCUGUUUUGGCAGUGGAAACAGCUAUUUUGCAGACGAAGUGAUUUUAACAUUUCAACUGAUAAGUGAAUUCGAUUAACAGUUAUUUUAGGAAACAGAAGUUUUUGUUGAUCGCGACAAAAUGUUAACCAAAGGACUACGUUAUAAUUAUACCAGCUGGGAGGGGGCUAUUACACGUAACCAAUGGAUGAGGUUGUCCAUGCGUGGAUAUGUAAGCGGUGGGUGCUGUUGACCUGUGUGUAACAGUGUGCUGAAAUUAUUUCAUGAAAUGUAAUCAUUCGAAAACUGAAACGAAAUGUAUAAUCACUACCUAAAGACCUGUUUGUACACAAUAUUUUUCAUAUACACUCCAUCUUCUGCACAAAUUGGGUAUUCAGUGAACACGGUGGCAUUUGAAUCUUGACUUAACUCUUGACAACGCCACGUAUGAUUGUCCAUGAGCGAAAAACUGGUUGUGGGAAAUACAAUCCCAAAUGAUCAACCGACUGUCCUUGUGCUUUGUUGAUGAUCGUUGCAAGUGCAACUUGAACAGGGAAGUAACUAGAUUCGUCGGAGCUUGGACGGAGGAGUUGAUUCGUUACCUGAUCAUCGUAAUGCGAGGAAUUAAAACUCUUUUCCCAUGAAGAGAGCCGGUCAUCAUCAUGGCAUCGAUGCAAUUUCUUGUCAAUGGGCAGAUUUGAAAGUCUCGUUCCAUUGCAGAGACCUUGUUCUUCAUCGAUAUUUCGAAUCAAAAUGAUUGGCACUCCAACUUUCAAACGUAGCUUGUGAGGGGGCAUUAGAGUGAGUGUAAACGUGUUCACAAACUCUUGAGGGUAAAGCCACUGCUGGACAUCAUGCACUAAACUACCAACUUGUAUAUAUAGAUGCGUCUGGGUCAUUUGUUCACCUUCCUUGAAUUUGCACUGUUGUAUAUUUUGUGCAGUUAUUUUUUUAUGUUAAAUGACAUUUUUGUAUACAGUUAUGCAAAUUUGUUAAAUUAUGCAAUUUCAUUCAAAUAUGCAAAUGUGGCAAACUUAAUAAAAUAAUGCCACGUGU